GAGCGCGACGCCUCCCUGGAGGACGGCCUCCGGCCCCCGAAGAGGUUCAAGGGUGACCCUGCCGCUCUGAGUGACCCCCCUGCUGCCAGCAGCCUGCUCAUGGUCCUGAUCGAGGGCCUACAGCAAACCUACGGGAGCAUCGCCCUGCCCCGCCUGCGGUGCUACGCCCUGGCCAACCUGGUGGAGCUGCUGUCGGUGUUCUCCGAGCUGCAGCCAGAGGGCAGCCCCCUCCCUGCCGCAGAGUACCUGGGCAAGGUCAGCUCUGUGGUCAGCCUCUGGAGCAAGGACACUGAAAGCCAAUUCCACCACAGGGGGCUGGACGAGAAGGUGAAGGAAGCAGAAAGAAGUGUGAGCCUCUUGUCCAAGGCUAAAUUGUCUCGUGAGGAGCUCUUUGUUGGCUUGGACUUUCUUUGCAGCUUGAUGCGUGCCUGGGGAGAGGAGCUGCAGGGCACCCUGACCAGCUCUGAGGAGCUCUGCUAUGAGAGCUACCGGCUCCUGGGUACCCUUAACAGCUUUAGGAAGAGCCUGGUUUGCUUCUCGGAGACUGGAGAGCUGGGUGAGGAUGAGGCACGUGUAGUGUUAGAGCUGACACAGAUCACCAAGGACUUCCUCAAGGAGAUCGGUGCCAGCCUGAAGAGUGAGGGUUUGGACACCAGCCUUCUGUCUUCAGUUGCCAUGACAGUCAUUGACCAAAAGCUAGAGCGGCAUAUAGAGAUGUGCUCCAUUUUUGCCUCUGAAAAGACCUGGGCUUUUUCAAAGGACUGGGUUCACUGCCUUGAGAGAAACAAAUCCCUCUUUCAGAAACCAGAGCUAGUUUUGAAAUUGCUGGAGACGCUGGUGAGCUUUGCCACGUCCCGCCAAGACAAGGAGGCCCAAGAGCUGCAGAUGCAAGUGACCAAAGCCAUCGUGGAGUGUUACACCAACCUUUCAUUAACUGACAAAAACGAAGUGAUCUCAGGUGUCCUGGCGUCCUGGGGUGCACCAGGUCUGUCCCUGAACUUGCAGGUUGUCAUGGAGGGCUUCCAGGAGGAUCUCAAUGUGACUUUCAACCAGAUCACAAAGAGUGUGUCUGAUGAAGGCCUGACCAGAGCUGUGGAUUCUGUGGCCAGGCUUGUGCUGCUGUACCCCGAGGCCACGGUGAAGCAGGUUUGUAAUCUUGCUGUAGUCAACCUAGGAGUACACCAGUUCCUCGCCCAGAUCCUCUGCUCCUUCCCAGCACUGAGCUUCCUGGAGACCCACAAUGACCCAAGCAGGCCACGGGGCCUCGUGGUGAGGUGUCUGGAGGAGGCGGUGUGGGGGAAGCUUUCUUCUGUGAGGGAAGAGGAGCAGUUCCUUGAGUUCCUGGCCUUUCUCAUGCAGCCAAGUUCAGCCACCCCCCUUGUGUCCCCUGCAGAAGUGACCCAAGCCUUUGUCCUUCCCUAUUUGAAGUCAGACUCUGCUCAAAUUGAGCUGAGCCUGCAGAUCCUCAGUAAGGUUUUGAGGAUACACUCCUGCUCAGAAGAGCACUGGAUCAAAUCUUGCCACCCGUUCCCACUUCUCCUCAGCCUCUGCAAGCUUCUCGAUGGUUACACAAAGUACUGGCAUCAGCCCAGGGACCAGCUCUUCCCUUCGCUGGAGACCAAAGACCUGAUCCUGACCAUCCUCUGCCAGCUCUGUGAGGUGGUAAGGCCAGAAACCGCCCCCUCCCCUGAGCUGUGGGUCCAGUCGCUGGCUUGGCUGCACAGGAAAGUGGCGUCUCUGGACUGGACCGUUGGUCUCCGGCUGAAGAAACUCUAUGGAGACCAUUUCAAGAACGAGGUCCCGGCAACACUGUUUGAGAUCUGCACGCUUCCGGAGGACGAGUGGACGUCCCAGCCUCUGCCAGCCUACGGACCGGGCAGCGGGCUCCUGGCAUGGAUGGAGUGCUGCUGCGUGUCCACGGCGCUCAGGGAGACCAUGCUGACGCUCCUCACCGUCAACGUGGACAACCCCGAAGAGGUGAAUCUCUUCAGCAAAGGGUUCCUGGUGGCCUUCGUACAGGUCCUCCCUUGGUGCAGCCACAGCGAAUGGAAAAGGCUCGUGCCCGUGGUCGAGAACCUGCUGCAGAGGCAGAUCCUGCACGUGCCCUACACGCUGGAGUACGUGCAGUACGUGCCCCUGCUCAACCUCCGC
This is a messenger RNA of Merops nubicus (carmine bee-eater), 2151 nucleotides long. It is a transcript of the gene GEMIN4, whose product is annotated as gem (nuclear organelle) associated protein 4. Gene Ontology annotation, biological process: spliceosomal snRNP assembly; rRNA processing. The annotation marks the transcript as partial. Lineage: Eukaryota; Metazoa; Chordata; Aves; Coraciiformes; Meropidae. The transcript has a single exon. The record is from RefSeq and is a predicted model, not a curated record. Gene Ontology annotation, cellular component: SMN complex.